This is a messenger RNA of Cylicocyclus nassatus, 227 nucleotides long. NCBI's taxonomy places the organism in Eukaryota, Metazoa, Nematoda, Chromadorea, Rhabditida, Strongylidae. The record is from the annotation of a GenBank genome assembly.
AUGAAACGAGUGAGGCAUUUUAUGUUGCUCUUGUUCGUCACUUUUGUGGUGUAUCAGGGCUGGUCAGUUCAACAAGCUAAAUUUCAAUCUGUGCUUUUCUUUCCAUCGCAAGAACUUGUGGAAGAGAAGGAAGAAUCUUUUCUUUUGCUUGAAAAAUUUUGUUUUGUAGUUUGAUGAAUAUUACGAUUCUUGCAUUGUUAAAUAUCGCAUCUGAACAUAAAAUUUGU